Gongylonema pulchrum is the source of this 459-nucleotide messenger RNA. The record is from the annotation of a GenBank genome assembly. NCBI's taxonomy places the organism in Eukaryota, Metazoa, Nematoda, Chromadorea, Rhabditida, Gongylonematidae.
AUGGACCCUUCCGAGCAGUCUCCCGAUCGAAGUUCCCAUUCUGACCGCCACCAUUGUCACCAUCGCCGUCAGACUUCAGAAGAUGCCAUCAUUUCCUUCAAUGAAUAUAUCAGGCGCAUGUUUGAAAAUUUGUUUCGCGGGCUGGAGCAGCAGUACCGUCAGAUUGGAACAAACUAUGGAAGUGGUGCAGUACAAAGUACACAGGGAUAUGAUUGUAGUUUUGGAAAUUUUGGACAGAUUGUGAACAACGCUACGGAAUUUGCGGUCGAAAUGAACGUUGCGCAAUUUCGUCCAGAAGAUUUGAAAGUGAGCCUGCGAAACGAUGAGCUCAUCAUUGAGGGCCAUCAGAAGCAGCAGCGCGACCAGUACGGUACUGUUGAGAGACACUUCGUGCGUCGCUAUGCCAUUCCCGACGAUGUCGAUCGGACUACACUGGCAUCCAAUAUAACCGGUGAUUAA